CGCCCCGUGUCCUAUCGAUUGUGAAAUCUGAAUGCAGCAGACGACUGUUCCUGGGUAGAAGUAGAUAAUAAACGUCGCCGCGUAACGGUUCAAAGUUCAUCCCUUUGUCAACAAUCUGCCCCCACUUUUAUCUCCAGACCUGACUGACCAGCAAAAAGAAAAAUGGAUAUAAAACAGGAGGAGAUCAUAUUACGCUUGAAAAACCUAUUCCUUAUUCCAUUUUACGUGCUGAGUGCUGUGUACUUUGUACUAUAUCAACCAUUCUUGCACUAUCCCGAGGAGACCUUUUCCGCCGCUUUCUUCAAAGUUCUUCCGAUUCUCGCACUGAUCGGAUUUGUGAGAAUGAAUGCGGGAGAUGAAGACAUAAUUCACAAUCCAAUACCCAAGAGCGACUUUCAUAAAUUCACGAUUCUAGGGUUACUGUUUUCCAGCAUCGGUGAUGCUUGUCUCAUUGCAAGGGAAACCAUGUUCAUUCCCGGAAUGUUGUUCUUCUCCAUUGCGCAGGCGUGGUAUAUGUAUGCGCUUGGUCCUGGGAACAAAGGUAGUAGGUUAGAAUCCAUCUUCUACCUGGGAGGAACCGGUACAUUCCUGUUCUUGGAGUGCAGCAUAGAUGGCAUUUUUAUGAAAUUUUUGGUGCUCAUCUACACCGGCCUGAUUUUCACGGUGGGGUGGCGUGCAGCUUCUCGAUUUGAGCGGGAACAGUCGUACCCCGCUUUCCUCGGGUUUGCUGGGAUACUCUUGUUCACAUUCUCCGAUUUCCUGAUCGCGAUCAACAAAUGGAAGUUCUACAUCCCGUUCACGGAGUUUCUAGUUAUGAUCACAUACUAUGGUGGCCAGCUUGGAAUUGCGCUAGGAACAUUGAAACACUAAAAGCGUAUAUCAAAACAAAUUUUCUUUGUUUAUUGCUUGACGUUCAUAUUUCAAUGACAAUUUCAUUAAAAUUAUUCAAGUUCUUCAUUUCAUGUGAUGAUUUUAAGAAAUGUUGCCAUUAUUAUGCAAUUUAUUUACUUUCAUUUGCUAUGAAAAGUUUAUAUGCGUGUUUGCUCAACAGAACAAGUUGUUAAUUUUGUGGAUAAGUACCAACACUAUGCCGUUAAGAAUUUGUCUAUGUACACUGCUUUCAAUAAAAAAAAUGCAAUUUUGCUUUCUUAAGAUUUUCUGUACAAUCUUUUAUUACAAAGAUACUAAUAAAGCACAAACAUUUAUAA
Messenger RNA from Magallana angulata, 1208 nucleotides. Its product is annotated as lysoplasmalogenase-like protein TMEM86A. NCBI's taxonomy places the organism in Eukaryota, Metazoa, Mollusca, Bivalvia, Ostreida, Ostreidae. The coding region runs from base 163 to 870 and encodes 235 amino acids. The transcript has 2 exons. The record is from RefSeq and is a predicted model, not a curated record. Gene Ontology annotation, cellular component: membrane.